CCCCGCGAUCCAUCACUUCAACAUCAAACGACCUGGUGAUGCCGCAGGUUCAAGCCACCAGCAAUGACUGCCUCAGCAGAAGAACGUAAGUAUCUCCGUUUUACGCGCUGUCAAUAAAACCUUUGUCGCACUCACCUGUCCCCCUUUUUUGUCGUCCAUUCCCCGGCUCUCGUAGUAAACACAUUCGGAGACCGCACGAGUUGUAUAAGAGCAACGCGCAGUCGCCAUGACGCGCAAUGAGUGUCAGCGGGGCAAAGUGCGCACGGGAGACAUACUGGCAAUAGUAAAGCGAAAAGCGGCCCAGCCUCUCGAUCCGCCGUCUCCGUCAUCUAAACGCAUAAAGCAAGAGACUCCGGAUGGCGACCUACAGGCCUCCAAACCACGCAUAGUACCCUUUCCAGAGAAACCGGCGGUUAUCGAGGAACGGAAUGGCGAAAUCGAGUUCCGCGUCGUAAACAAUGACGGGAGGAGAGAGAGCACGAUCAUUCUCACAGGGCUGAAAUGUAUAUUCCAGAAGCAGCUGCCGAAGAUGCCUAAGGACUAUAUCGCUCGGCUUGUGUAUGAUCGUACUCAUCUCAGCAUGGCGAUCGUCAAGAAACCUCUGGAGGUCGUAGGAGGUAUAACCUACCGACCCUUCAAAAGCCGCGAAUUCGCUGAGAUUGUCUUCUGUGCCAUUUCCUCGGACCAGCAAGUGAAGGGCUAUGGAGCGCACCUGAUGUCACACUUGAAAGACUAUGUCAAGGCGACAUCACCAGUCAUGCACUUCCUAACCUAUGCCGACAACUACGCCAUCGGCUACUUCAAAAAGCAAGGUUUCACGAAGGAGAUCACCCUGGAGAAAUCGCGCUGGAUGGGAUACAUCAAAGACUACGAAGGCGGUACCAUCAUGCAGUGCUCCAUGCUUCCGAAAAUCCGCUAUCUCGAGUCAGGCCGCAUGCUUCUUAAGCAGAAGGAAUGCGUCAACGCCAAAAUUCGCGCAGUAUCCAAAUCCUUCGUAGUGCACCAGCCGCCCGCCCAAUGGAAGAAUGGCUUGUGUAAGAUUGACCCGUUGUCAAUACCCGCUAUCAAGGAGUCAGGAUGGAGCCCGGAUAUGGACGAACUAGCUCGCGCACCUCGUCAUGGGCCUAACCACCUUCCCCUAUUGCAUCUUCUCACGCACCUUCAGAAUAAUAGCAAUGCAUGGCCGUUCCAGCAACCGGUCAACAAGGAUGAGGUGCUCGACUACUACGACGUCAUUACCCAGCCCAUGGAUCUCGCUACCAUGGAAGACAAGCUGAACAACGACAAAUACGCCACUGUUGAGGACUUCAUCGCUGAUGCGAAGCUCAUCUUCGAUAAUUGCAGAAAGUACAACGGAGAGGGUAGCGUGUAUGUGAAGGCGGCUAGUCGUUUGGAACGAGAAAUGUGGCGGCGCGUCAAGGAGGUGCCGGAGUGGAGUCAUCUGGAGAGUGAGAUGGCUGGAAAAUGACUAAGGCUUCAUGGAGCCAAUCGAGCCAUUGACAGAACCUUCAAAUUUGCAUAGUCGUGACCGAUCAUCGUUGGAAGGUAUCUGUUCACUGCUAUGUCUGUACGACUGUAUCGCUAUCUUCCUUGCCUGGAAUUUGUGUUGGUAAACAUGGAGUAGGAGUUUGACGGGUGUAUCACAUGGUCGCGGAGUUACUUUGGCUGAGCGUUUUAUAUACCACGGGAUCACAACGGGAAACGGACGGCGUGCCGGUCUUGUAUGCACUUAUAGGGAUCUAGUAACUAUUCUAUGCUUGAUAGUUUCCAACGAAUGAGCUCUUAAAAGAGGUAUAAUCCGGA
This is a messenger RNA of Westerdykella ornata, 1803 nucleotides long. Its product is annotated as histone acetyltransferase GCN5-like protein. Gene Ontology annotation, cellular component: histone acetyltransferase complex. Bases 227 to 1468 code for a protein of 413 amino acids. Gene Ontology annotation, molecular function: protein binding; histone H3 acetyltransferase activity. The transcript is spliced from 4 exons. NCBI's taxonomy places the organism in Eukaryota, Fungi, Ascomycota, Dothideomycetes, Pleosporales, Sporormiaceae. The record is from RefSeq and is a predicted model, not a curated record. Gene Ontology annotation, biological process: positive regulation of transcription by RNA polymerase II; chromatin remodeling.